Archocentrus centrarchus (flier cichlid) is the source of this 1998-nucleotide messenger RNA. RefSeq names its product photoreceptor-specific nuclear receptor-like. Gene Ontology annotation, biological process: regulation of DNA-templated transcription. The record is from RefSeq and is a predicted model, not a curated record. The transcript is spliced from 8 exons. Lineage: Eukaryota; Metazoa; Chordata; Actinopteri; Cichliformes; Cichlidae. Gene Ontology annotation, molecular function: DNA-binding transcription factor activity; sequence-specific DNA binding; zinc ion binding. The coding region runs from base 285 to 1595 and encodes 436 amino acids.
GACCUGCUGCCGAGGAGAACCCACAGACAUUGACAGACCCCGACGGCCGGAGGGAACACACACAACCUGUUCACGUGCAACAAGUGUCAGCUGGAGCUCAUGACAGGACCCCAGCCCAUCUGAAGCGCCACAACAGAGGCUGCAACACACAGCACAGGCUCGUCCCGCCGUCUGUCCACCAGGGACCACCGGAGGCCCUGAAGCCACAUAUUCCACCUCAGCAGGACCAAAACUUUUUCUUAUCUCCAUUUGUCAAUCAUUGGAGGAGAUAUUUUCAGUCAAAAAUGAUGGAGGAUCACCUUGCAAAGAUACCCAUGAUGCCGUCCUCUUCCCCCACUGAAUCAUCUGGCAGCGGUGGGACUGAUGACAGCAGGGGAGCCAAGAGUCCAGCACCGGGCAAAGCUCUGAGCCCGGCUCUAGUCUGCAAAGUGUGUGGAGACACCAGCAGUGGGAAACACUACGGCAUCUACGCCUGCAACGGCUGCAGUGGCUUCUUCAAACGCAGCGUGAGGAGGAGGCUCAUUUACAGGUGCCAGGCUGGUACAGGCAUGUGUCCAGUGGACAAGGCUCAUCGCAACCAGUGCCAGGCAUGUCGGCUGAAAAAGUGCCUGCAGGCGGGCAUGAAUAAGGAUGCGGUGCAGAACGAGCGGCAGCCACGCAGCACAGCUCAGGUCCACCUGGACUCCAUUGACGUGGACCCCGAAAAGGAACACCUGGCCACCACGCGGGAACCCACCUCCUCUUCCUCCUCCUCUUCUUCCUCAUCUUCUUCAUCAUCCUCCAAUGGGUCCGUCAUCACGUGGCCCCACAUCACCUCCUCUAUGUCCAUCACUUCCUCUGUUGCCACUCAGCGUUGCACCAGUCCCCAGAACAACCACCGCUUCAUGGCAAGCCUCAUGACAGCCGAGACCUGCGCCAAGCUGGAGCCUGAGGAUGUUGAUGAAAACAUAGAUGUGACCAGCAAUGAACCAGAGCGGGCGUCUUCAGAGUACCACAUGGCUCUGUACCCGUCCAGUUCUGAAAACAUAUAUGAGACCUCAGCGAGGCUGCUCUUUAUGUCGGUGAAAUGGGCCAAGAACCUGCCAGUGUUCUCCAACCUGCCCUUCAGAGACCAGGUGAUCCUGCUGGAGGAAGCAUGGAGCGAGCUCUUCCUCCUCUGCGCCAUCCAGUGGUCUUUGCCACUAGACAGCUGCCCACUGCUCUCUUUGCAGGACCUCUGUCCAGGCAUGCAGGGAAAAACCAGCUACACCAGCCUGGACCUGCGCCUCCUGCAGGAGGUCUUCAGCCGCUUCAAGGCCCUCGCUGUCGAUCCCACCGAGUUCGCCUGCCUAAAGGCCAUUAUGCUCUUCAAGCCAGAGACUCGAGGUUUGAAAGAUCCAGAACAAGUGGAGAACCUGCAGGAUCAGUCACAAGUCAUGCUGGGACAACACAUCCGGUCACACUACCCUAGUCAACCAGCCAGGUUCGGAAAGCUGCUUCUUCUCCUUCCCUCUCUGCGCUUUGUGAAUUCUGAGCGGAUCGAGUUGCUGUUCUUCCACAGAACCAUUGGAAACACUCCCAUGGAGAAACUGCUGUGUGACAUGUUCAAAAACUAAAAGCAUCACAGAGAAACCUGCGUAGUCAUCAAUAAUCUCCUGGUCGGGAUGGGAUGAUCAAUGACAGAUAUUUGCUUUGUAUAUAUACCAGAGAUUGUGCAUGCUGUUAUUUUUUGUAUUAUAUAUAUUUUUUUUGUCAUUUCCACAUCAGGUAAUCUAUCAAAGAAGAAAAUGCUGUUCAGUUCUUGUCAUCAUGCUUUCUGUUUGUAUCACAUGAAGAGUCUGAAUUGAGGUUACGGUCACGCUUAAUCCUGUAGCUUUUUUGGGGGGAAGGGGGGGGGUGUAAAAUAAAAAUUCUUUGUUUGGUAAUAGAUGGACUGUUUGUGUGCCCCUGCUGAUGUUAAUGUGACUGUUGUAUUCAUGUUGUCAUGCCUUGAAAAAGUAAAAGAAACUAAAAAGUGUU